Molecule: messenger RNA, 3670 nt
Organism: Salvelinus fontinalis (brook trout)
Lineage: Eukaryota; Metazoa; Chordata; Actinopteri; Salmoniformes; Salmonidae
Gene: cracr2ab
Product: calcium release activated channel regulator 2Ab
Exons: 18
Coding region: 745-3237 (830 amino acids)
Molecular function (GO): calcium ion binding; GTP binding; GTPase activity
Source: RefSeq, a predicted model, not a curated record
AGAGUGAGAAAUGUAGUGUUUUAUUUGUAGCGGGACAAAAUAGAGACCAUAUCCUGGACACUCGCAUAAAAUGACAUCUCUUUGGACGGCACCUCCUUGCCCAGGCGUUGUCAUAGUUACAGAUUAUGUGUAGCGCGCACGUUUUUUGAUGUUCAUGCUGCCCUUCCACUGUGCCGCUGUCAUUCUAAUAGUACUAAUUACCUGUUGCAUGUUGAUAUUUAACGGAAGCUCUGUCUACCCUAAGUGGUGAUUAUUAGUGAGAUCUCGAACCCUAAAUCCCCUCAGGCGACUGCCCCAUGACAUCACAUGGUAUGCGAAUUACUUUUCAAAGCGUCGUUUGAGGCAAGAACUUCCUAAAUAGGAAGUGCGAUCAUCGCUCUCUGUAUUUUGGUCCAUGUUGAAAGUUUCAGGGCUAAUAUCUUAAUCUUUUGGAUAUUAAAAGGAACCUGGGAACAAGACAGACCAUUUACUGAGAUAUGAAAACUCCUAGACAGACCAUUUACUGAGAUAUGAAAACUCCUAGACAGACCAUUUACUGAGAUAUGAAAACUCCUAGACAGACCAUUUACUGAGAUAUGAAAACUCCUAGACAGACCAUUUACUGAGAUAUGAAAACUCCUAGACAGACCAUUUACUGAGAUAUGAAAACUCUUAGUCUCUGUGGCCUCAUCACUACUGACUUGUAGUGCCUGGUCUCGUCGCUCACCAUGACCCAAACCGGCCAGGCCGAGGAGUGAGACAGCCAUGUCUGAUUCUACCUUGUUCAGAGCCACCAGAAUACUCUGCAGAAGUGUAUCUAGUGACAUGGAGGAGUCUGAGGCCAAGGGCAGAGGAGGAGCUGUCCCCAUGAGGAAGAGUUCAGACAGGAGGGGUUCUGACUGGGGAAGCAUCGCCAUGCUGGAUAAGACCAAGGAAUUCUUCCAGACCUGUGAUGUGGAGGGCAAAGGCUUCAUCACACGCACCGAUAUGAGGAGGCUUCACAGAGAACUACCCCUCACUGCUGAAGAACUGGAGAAUGUCUUUGACUCCCUAGAUACCGAACAGAACGGCUACCUCACCCUCGAAGUGUUCUCAUCAGGAUUCAGUCAGUUCCUGCACGGCCGGAGGAUCUCUGUAGGCGAGGACGCAGCAUCCGCCCUCCCCACUUCGAGGAAGCCCUCAGAAGCCCUAUACCAGAGCCAAUGGGAUGAGAGGUUGACUGGAGGGUGGGAGGAUGAGGAGGAGAGUCACUUCUGUAUGCUGCUGGAGAGCCUAGGGGCCAGCAACGUGUUCCAGGAUCCAGGCGAGGUGCACAGCUUGUGGGCCCAGCUGAGGAGGGAUGAGCCUCACCUCCUGUCCAACUUUGAGGAGUUCCUGGCCAGAGUCACCUUCCAGAUCAAAGAGGCCAAAGAGGAGAGGAGGGAGAUGGAGAGCGCCCUCCAGAGGAAAGCAGCCACACACGACAGUGAGAUCCGCAGUCUAUAUGAAGAAAUGGAGCAACAAAUGAAAAGCGAGAAGGACCGGCUGCUCCUCCAGGACUCGGAGCGUCUCCAGUCUCGUAGUCACGACCUGGAGCAGCAGCUGUCCAGUAAGGAGAGAGAGCUGGAGCAGCUCUUCCAGAAACAGAGGAGGUUGGAUCUCCAGUGUCGCGACCUGAGCAGUGAGCAGCAGGAGAGCCGGGUGGAGAAUGUCCAGCUGAAGAUGACCAACGAGGAACUGAGCAGAGAGCUGGAGAGCACCUGUCAGGAACUGUCCUUGGCCCAGGAACAACUGACCAUGCUGCAGGACCAGGCUUCCCGCCUGCACCAGGAGAGAGAGAUGGAAAUGUACCGAGUCACUGAGGGACUACAGAGAGAGAAACAGAGCCUGAUGAAACAACUAGACCUUCUCAGAGAGAUGAACAAACAUUUAAAAGAUGAGCGAGACAUAUACUGUGCUGUGAACCCCAGGAACUCCCUCAAACAGAAGCAGAGAGCAGGCUUGGUCAAUCUGUUAGCGGACACCAGCCAGCAGCCGUUUAAAAGAGCCUCACUCCUCACCCACAAUGGGGGUUCCUAUGAGUUCCUUGAUGCGCUGCCAGUAGAACACCUUCAAAUCUCUUUUGUCUCCUCCCCCUCAUCUAGCGAGGACGAUGUUGACACCGCUUGUUCGCCAAAAACCAACUACGGCCUGGCCAACGGCUACCACGAUUCGAACACCUCGUCUCCAACACAAGUGGUUGAGGUGGAGGCGCAGGGGGUGAGGGUGAAGGAGAGGCUCUCCAAGUUCGAGUCAGAGAAGACCCUCGCCCCCACCCAGAACGAAAGGGACAGGCAUACAGAGUACCAGAGUAAACCGGAGGUUGGGGGCGACGGGCUGGACGGUCCCCAUGAUGGGUGGCCUCUCCGUCGGGUUAUCUCCAUCGAGGAGGACCACCUCCCCCACCUGCUUCAUGGAGGGCCCCAGCCCCUGCUGCACCAGCUCAGUGAGAAAGACGACGAGGAGGAAGAGGAGCAAGAGAAGGAAGAUCUGGAGAGUAGUAUCCUCUUAGCCCCUGUUCCUCUACCCGUCCCGGUCACGACAGUGUCCCCCUUCAAACACCCAGGUAGUUUCAGCAGAAUCAGAAAUGUCCCCUCGUCACCUCGAGGACAGCCUGUCGGCAAGGAGACCCAAAAUAGGGUGAAGGAGAGGGCCGUGCCUGCCCCGGACCGCCUGUUUAAGGUGGUUCUGGUGGGCAACUCCAGCGUGGGCAAGACUUCCCUGCUGCGCACCUUCUGUGACGGCCGCUUCCACCCCUCCAGCCCCGCUACUGUGGGUAUUGACUACAGUGUGAAGACUCUAAUGCUGGACAACACCCAGGUAGCCAUGCAGCUGUGGGACACGGCCGGGCAGGAGAGGUACCGCAGCAUCACCAAGCAGUUCUUCCGUAAGGCAGACGGCGUGGUGGUCAUGUACGACGUGACGUUGCUGGACAGCUUCAAGGCCGUGCGACCCUGGCUCAUCAACGUACAGGAAGCUGCGGGAGUGGGCAUUCCCAUCCUGCUCCUGGGCAACAAGAUGGAUGCGACGUCCGAGAGGGAGGUACCACUUAAAGAUGCACAGACUCUGGCCCACGACACCCGUGUGAUAUUCUAUGAGGUCAGUGCUUACACCGGCUACAACGUGACAGAGGCCAUGAUCCACCUGGCCAGAGUGCUGAAAGAGCAGGAGGAUCGGGUGAGAGACACGUUUGUCUUAUUGGAGGCCCUGCCCAUCAAGAAGAAAGCCUGCUGCAAGUAAAGACACUCUGACAGAAUAGAGGGCGAGAGAGAGCAUUUGGAAUGGCUGGAGACUCCUGAUAACAAGUGAAGGAACUCUUCAAUCUAACUCUUUCUCUUUGCUCUCGGAGCCAAAUCCUAACUUUGUGUACAUUUGUUAAUCAAUGUCUCAAAUUAGGACGGCUCUUCUUUCAGUACCUGUUUUGUUAAAGGCAAAAGAGCCCAGUUGAGCUGGAUCAUAGUGGAUUUAGCUCUAGUGUACAUUACAACCCGUUUUCUGUGUUGUUAUUUGGACCUGCUGACUGUUAUGAGCAAUAGACAUGUGUUCUACUGUAUAACUAAUGGUAUAUUUUGUCAAUUUAUAGUGGAUCAAUCAUUUCAAUGUCUAGAAUGAAUGUUUUUCUUUAGUUGUGGUUUGUUGUUAAUAAAAACACAGAAUGGAUAUGUAAAUAAGA